Molecule: messenger RNA, 1995 nt
Organism: Scleropages formosus (Asian bonytongue)
Lineage: Eukaryota; Metazoa; Chordata; Actinopteri; Osteoglossiformes; Osteoglossidae
Gene: cnn3a
Product: calponin 3, acidic a
Exons: 7
Coding region: 207-1193 (328 amino acids)
Biological process (GO): actin filament organization; actomyosin structure organization
Cellular component (GO): actin cytoskeleton; focal adhesion
Molecular function (GO): actin filament binding
Source: RefSeq, a predicted model, not a curated record
GAUUGAACCGAGAACUUUCCGCAGUAGCGCUUCGAUCCCGGCCACGCGGACGUACGGACGCAGGCGCGCGCGCGUCGGGGGACCUUCGUAACGUUGUGAGAGCGAAGAGUCGUGUGGCUUGAAUCACUGACCGUUUCAGCGGAUCCUUUUCAGUAACACAGCGUAGAGCGGCAUCGCCUGGGUUUGCAGCGCAAAAACAAAAGAAAAUGACUCAGUUUAACAAGGGACCGGCCUACGGAUUGUCGGCUGAAGUGAAAAGCAAGAUCGCCCAGAAGUAUGACAUGCAGAAGGAGGAGGAACUGCGUUACUGGAUCGAGGAGGUGACUGGCAUGCCCAUCGGAGAGAACUUCCAGAAGGGUCUGAAGGAUGGGGUCAUCCUGUGCGAAUUAAUUAACAAAUUACAGCCUGGCUCUGUAAAGAAAAUCAAUAAUUCACAACUGAACUGGCAUAAGUUGGAAAAUCUAGGGAACUUCAUUAAAGCAAUACUAGCAUAUGGCUUGAAGCCCAAUGACAUCUUUGAAGCGAAUGAUCUCUUUGAAAAUGGGAAUAUGACUCAAGUUCAAACCACACUCCUCGCAUUGGCCAGUAUGGCAAAGACCAAAGGUAUGGACACAAAAAUCGACAUUGGUGUGAAAUAUGCAGACAGACAAAUGCGUAAUUUUGACGAAGAGAAAAUGAAGGCUGGCCAGUGUGUUAUUGGACUGCAGAUGGGGACCAACAAGUGUGCCAGCCAGGCUGGGAUGACCGCAUAUGGGACGAGAAGACACCUUUAUGACCCGAAGAUGCAGACUGACAAGCCUUAUGACCAGACAACCAUCAGCCUUCAGAUGGGGACAAACAAAGGGGCCAGUCAGGCUGGGAUGCCAGCCCCUGGAACCAGAAGGGACAUCUAUGACCAGAAGGUGGCUCUGCAGCCGAUGGACUCCACCACCAUCUCCCUGCAAAUGGGCACGAAUAAGGUGGCCUCCCAGAAGGGCAUGAGUGUGUAUGGCCUGGGCCGCCAGGUGUAUGACCCCAAGUAUUGCCCCCCACCCCAAGAUCCCACCAUUCACACCAACGGCAGCCAGGGCACGGGCACCAACGGCUCAGAGAUCAGCGACAGUGACUAUCAGGCAGAAUACCCUGACGAGUAUCAUGGUGGCUACCAGGAUGAGUAUGGCGGUCACUACGAUGAUCAGGGCGUUGACUAUUAGGAAGCGCAUGUGGUGGCUAGAGCAGUAUUAAGAAUUAUGUUUUAUCAACAGAGCAAGUCUUUUGCUUCCCUCGCUAGUCUUCCAUAUUUUAUGCAAAAAGUGAAAUAUUGCCUUAAAAGCAUUCCUUUCCCUGUUUGAACAGCAGCCUUGUAGUUUUCUGUAGAAAUGCAGAGAUACAAAGGACUUAUGCGGUUAAAACAUUCCUUUUUUAAUCUUUUUUUUUUAAAAAAAAAAAAAACCUUUUACGAAGUAUGGAAUACUCCUAACAUUCUUUCUGGUCACAUAUGCCUUUUUACACAAUUCUGGCAGUUUCUGUGUCUCUGCUGUCAUAGUAGAGGUGGAAUUCGAAGAAUGUAUUGAUUAGAUUGGUAUCUGUUUUAGUGGAGCAAAGUACACAAAGGUUUGUGUUUUAAUUUGACUGGCAAUCACUGGAACUUAAUAUUCAUAGAGCAGUGACUGGUGAGGAAGUGAAUGGACAAAAUGACCAAAUACAGGUUUUGUUUCACUUUUUUUUUUUUUUUUCCUCUCUCUCCUUUGUGCCAUAAUAUCCCCAGUGUACUUAAGAAUUCCAAGUUCCCCAAUGUAUUUAUUGUCAUGUCUUUCCAGUAUCAACAAGUUGAUUUCUGUUAUAUGAUUCUUUUUAAGAAUACAUUGAAUGUUAAAUAAAAUCUUAAUUCCUUUGUUGCUUAAGCUUAUAUCCAUGUAGGUGAUGUGACUGUGCUUAACUGUAUACUUAAUUUCAGGUAAUAAUUUGGAUGAGAGCAUAACAUGACUCCCUUGUCAUAAAUCAUAUUGAAAAAAA